ACCCAUUAUACCCAAAAUUCUAGUUAAUUUACCGAACUUGUUGAAAUAUUUGUACGGAACUGUGUGUCUGUGCUGAAUGCCAGAUUUAUGUGCCAGGCAGAUAAUUAUCUGUCAGGGUGUGAGGCUAGGGAACGCCCCCAAAAUAUGGGGAACAUCGCUGGGCAUAUCGCAGGGCAAUUGUCGCAUCGAUUCUCAGUCUGCCAUUUGGUACAUUCCCAGCAUGUUGCAGCAGCCGGAGGCAAUUAUUGUUGUGAUCUUCGCCCUGCUCGCCUUGGAGGCGGAGACGACGACGACCAUCAGGUGGUAUAGCUCUGGCGCCGCAUUCGAUGAUCCUGCCACGUGGCUGAGCGGCUAUUUGCCGCGUGCACGCGAUUUGAUUGUAUUUCCGGAUUACUAUCCGGCCGUAUUGCCAUUGCCGGCAAAGGUGUCCGCGGCGGGCUUUGUGCUGCCGCGCCUGGGCGCCCUCUUGCUGGCCGAGGACGCCAGCAUAGAGCUGGCAGCUGCAGCUGGAACUGCAGCUGGACGCGCCUAUUUAAAGGCUCCAAAGACGAGCAAAUGGUUCGAUCCGGGCAGCUGGAGCGUGCAGCCCGGCUCCGCCUCCGCCUCCGGCUCGCUUGCCAGCGCCAACUCCAUUGUGCCGGAGGUGGAGCGCGUGCCCUGCGACGAUGAGCACGUGGUGAUCAGCGGCAAUGGCGGCGCGCUCUCCUUUGACUUGGAGCACGUGCAAUAUCUGCGCCUGGGCCAGCUUAUACUGGCCGGCUCGUCCAUCUCCCGGAGCUAUCUGCAGGAGCUGCUCGGCCGGGAUCUGGGCCAGCUGCUGUUCCACAAUGCCCAGGCCGUGACCGUGGAGUACUAUCGGGGCGAGCUCUGCGGCUGCCACAAGGAUUACGAGCGUCUGGUCGAGCCCGUCUGCCGGAACGUGGAGCCGGAAUGUGCACGGCCCCGCUGCGUCUCGCCGCUGCGUCCCUUUGGCGCCUGCUGCUUGGUCUGCGGCGCCAUGAUGCACAUGCCCAGCGAGCACUGCACGGCGGAGGAUCGCAAGAGGCUGACCACGUUCAUCCAGGAUGCCAUCGAGCGCCAGGAUUUGGCGGACGAGCUGCAGCUGCACGUGGACUACGUGGGCUCCGCCACAUUGGGCAACCAUCUGCAGGCCAUAAUCGUGGAUCGCCGUGGCUACAACGAGCGCAGCGUGGACUUUAUGCGCCGCCUCUCCGCCGGACGCAACCAGAGCCAGUGGCUGGCCCGGCAGUCCGGGCUGAAGCUCCUCUAUGCGGGUCGUCCGUACAAUCCCCACGUGAGCUUCGCCUCCGUUAUGCUGAUACUCUUCUGUGUGCUGCUUGUGGGCGUUGUCUCCGUGAUCAUGCUCGCCCACUUUCUGCCGGAGCAUCCGUAUCUGCGGCGCAUUCCCCAGUGGAUACACGAUCCGCGUCGCCUCCGUGUCCAUCUCCAGUUCCCUCUCCGUCGCAAUCUGCUCUUCAAUCGCUUCGAUAACGCUGCAGGCGGAGCGGGCGGGGCUGUCAUUGGCUACGAUGCGGAAAGCGGCGAGGUGCGCGAUCGUGCCUUCAAUAAUCCCAUGUUCGAGCAGGAGCCGGAGCCAGAGCAGGAGCAGGAGCCGGAGCAGGCAGCCCGGCCUCAAGCUGUGCCCGAAGCAACUGUCGUGCCCUCCAAGGUGGAGACAGGCGAACUGGACAGCUGCAGCGUGGAGGAGCAGGAGCUGACCGAAAUCAAUUUGGAGUCCUCCGGCUCGGAAAGUGAAGCCGAGGCCGAAACCAAGGAAUGAAACACCAAUUUGUAGGACAGAUUUUAUAAUGGGAAGAUCCCCUUUCCAUAUAUAUAUCCCAGACAAUUAUUCCAUUUAUUCCCAUUAACCAUAAUCUAUCUAUUAUAUGUCCUAUAUUAGCCUGGGCUUUUUUUUGCCAUGUCCCCGCAAUAAGUGGGAAAAAACAAAACCCAGUUUAUAUUUCGAAAAUAUUUAUAAGUUAUCUGUCAACUAUCAGCCUGGAAUUUGAACCCAGUUUCUGUUUCUUACGUUAUCUUAUCGUAAAAUAAAAGCCAUAUCCGAGGUGAAAUCUAUAAAACUACAAACUGCAUAGAAAUUCAUUAUAUUAUAUAUAUAUAUAUAUCAA
Messenger RNA from Drosophila novamexicana, 2126 nucleotides. It is a transcript of the gene Amnionless, whose product is annotated as protein amnionless. NCBI's taxonomy places the organism in Eukaryota, Metazoa, Arthropoda, Insecta, Diptera, Drosophilidae. The transcript has a single exon. The coding region runs from base 77 to 1780 and encodes 567 amino acids. Gene Ontology annotation, cellular component: apical plasma membrane; endocytic vesicle. The record is from RefSeq and is a predicted model, not a curated record. Gene Ontology annotation, biological process: receptor-mediated endocytosis; intracellular protein localization.